AUGGGGUUUAAUUCUGGAAACAGAUUAUUGCUAUUACUUCUAUCCAUUUCUCUAACAAUCUCCUUCACCAUCACCUCCGGUGAUCGACGAUACUUCAUAAGAAACUUUUGUUCGGAAAGUGGGAACUAUACCCUUGACAGUCCAUUCAGGAAAAACCUCAAGCUUGCCCUCUCCAACCUCCCAUCAAACACCAGUUCCAACUACGGCUACUACAAUGUCUCAGUUGGCCAGGCGUCUGAUAAAGUCUAUGCAAUCUCUUAUUGUAGAGGAGAUGUAUCCCCGGAUACCUGCAAGAGCUGUGUUGAUGACUCUAUUCAAGAGAUCUUCCAGUGCUGUCCCAAUCAGAUCGAGGCCCUUGGAUUCUACGACUAUUGCUUGCUACGGUACUCAAAUCGCAGCAUGUUUGGCCUCCUGGAGACUCUGCCGAGUUUUAAUUGGACCUCAAAGAUAGUUGUCAACAUCACGUAUCAGUUUAAACAAGAACCAGAGAAUUUGUUGAAUCUUUUGAGAGAGGACAUCGACAGUGGGAGAAACUUCACAGUUUCAUACUGGGAAUCGUUGGAGGACUUCUUUAUCUGCACAGGGAUUUCGGAACUUGCAUAA
Messenger RNA from Diospyros lotus (date-plum), 603 nucleotides. RefSeq names its product cysteine-rich repeat secretory protein 1-like. The record is from RefSeq and is a predicted model, not a curated record. NCBI's taxonomy places the organism in Eukaryota, Viridiplantae, Streptophyta, Magnoliopsida, Ericales, Ebenaceae. The transcript is spliced from 2 exons. Bases 1 to 603 code for a protein of 200 amino acids.